Messenger RNA from Auanema sp. JU1783, 1401 nucleotides. Lineage: Eukaryota; Metazoa; Nematoda; Chromadorea; Rhabditida; Rhabditidae. The record is from the annotation of a GenBank genome assembly.
AUGCUGUUAGACCUCAUCUUGAUAUACUUCACAGUCGUAUUAGGAUGUUUUUUGUCAACUGUCGCUCUCAUACUUACAGGAAAAUCCUGGAAUAAACUGCCUUUUAUAUACUUGCAACUUAUAAGAAAACUUCAAAACCUAUUUCCUCCCAAUUAUCCUAAAGAUGUAGCUGGUGAAGCCUGGCCUUCAAUAAUUCAUAGAGAUGAGAAAGAUCGACUUGUAAAGCCAACUACUUCUUUGCCACCGAGGUUUGAGUUUACUUCUGAUACCGCAGGUCCGUGGGCGAUGGCUGGAGAUGCUAUCAGAUCUGGAGUAGAAUCUAUCAUACAGGAUGAUUUCUCAUCCGCUUUCGAUCAUGCACCCUCUUAUGCGGAAAGUUUGUUGCGUUUUCGAGCUCUGGAUUCAUGGAACAUUCCACAGAAAGUUCUAUUCUACGUCACUCUCUCGUUCAGAAUUUUCUUUUUAUUCCCUGUUCGUUUGAGUCUUUUCAUUUUUUCUUUCGUUUUUGUUGCCGUUUGUGCCUUAUUGACUAUGGUUAAGGAUUUGUCCGAACGCGAGCGACGCUGGGUUUCCAUUCUGUACUGUCGCAUAUUUUCUGCCAGCCUUGGAGUUGUUGCAACUUACGAUAAAAAAGAAAACGCUCCUCGUAGACCAGGGCUGGUUGUUGCUAAUCAUAUAACUCCAAAUGAUGUUCAAAUCAUUUGGGCUGGUGCUGAUCAUGAGAACUCAGAUGGGUAUAUCGUAACUGGUCAAAAGCACAAGGGCAUUAUAGGCUCCCUGGAAAUGUUGACUAGUAGAAUAUGUCCAUCAUUGUGGCUGGAGAGAGCUAGUGCUCAAGAGAGAACUGAUUUUCUAAAUGGAGUUCUCACGUUAGCAAAGACCAGUGGACCUAUUCUGCUUUUCCCAGAGGGAUAUUGCUCCAAUAAUUCACAAGUUUUGCAAUUCAGGAAAGCUGCGUUCGUCGAAGGGAUUGAUAUUUAUCCAGUCGCCAUGAAACAGGAUGGAAGGUUUUCUGAUGCUUAUUGGUUUGAAGAUCAGUUUUACAUGUAUUUAUUGCGAUUGAUGAUGAGUUGGGCGACGGUGUAUGAUGUGACUUAUUUGGAGAAAACUUGUAAAUACGAAGACGAGGAUAGCACUACUUUCGCUGCUAGAGUUCAAUCGUCCAUUGCUUAUGAAAUUUCGAAGCCUGUCGGUCAGUUUGAUGGAGGUUUCUGGUACAAAAAAUCUGAGCAAGAAAAAUUGAAGAACUCCCAGCAAGAAAAGUGUGCCAGCUCUAUGCUGAAGCAUCUUGAGAACGUUGCUCCCAAGGAGAGUUGUCGAAAAAGUAGCACAGCCAGUUCUAAAUCCUUCCUGCUCGUUGAUUUAGACUUGGAGAAUAUUCCAACGAUUUUAGCUCAUUAA